AUGAUCCCAGCUAUCGUAGUCGAAAGAAUAUUUGCCUCAAUUUAUGUGAACGACUAUGAAAAUGUCCAGCGACCUUGGAUAUCAUAUAUGGUGGAUGGAAGUUCUAUAUUGCUUUCUGCCAUCUACUAUCUGCUCGUACAGCUCGGAUAUUCCGUGCUUCGUCUCGUAUUAAUCACAUUCGGAAUUAUAACAUUUUCAUCGUUGACAAUCAUGGUGUUCUAUCGUCGGGAUAUUGCUAGACUUCGUGAUAUUUCCAAGACUGGUAAUUCGACUUUAACAUACACAUUAAGCAUGAAAUUCCAACUUGCUGAGAAUGUUCGUGUGACAAAGGUAAGUCCAUAGGA
Molecule: messenger RNA, 344 nt
Organism: Strongylus vulgaris
Lineage: Eukaryota; Metazoa; Nematoda; Chromadorea; Rhabditida; Strongylidae
Source: the annotation of a GenBank genome assembly